CAUUCCGAUCCAAGCAGACCCAUCCUGGAUUCCAUGUCUUCCAGUAGCGGUAACUACUCCACCAUCGAUAAAAACAACAGAGCCAAUGACGUAAAGGACAGAUUGAACUCCAACCCAGUCUCGCCAGCGGCGAGCGCACGGGCGUCGGGGACAAUGUAUUCGUACGAGGAGCUAGGCAGUGGGCUGACAUGUCCGACGUGUCAAGGAACGGGGAAGAUCCCCAGAGGGCAGGAAGAUGAUCUUGUAGCUCUUAUUCCAUACAAUGACAAGCGGCUGAAACCCCGAAGAACCUGGCUCUAUGUCUUUCUCUCGUUCCUGCUGUGCGUUGUUCUCGCCGGAACCCUGUGUGCCUUCCUCAUACCACGGACAGUAGACGUCGUUCACGACAACGUCACCACCCUCCACGUCGAUCUGAACGUGUCGACGUCCCAUGAACAUGACACCUGCGCACUGGAAUUGAUGUUAUUUUACAACAUCACCAAUAACAAUUUUGUGUCGGUGACCACAAAUGACAUUCAACUGCAAGUCACUGUCCUGUUCCACAACAAGAUCAUUACGACCGAGAAAUUUGUCAAGAAUGAAGCGGUACCCAUCAGAGCCACGGAACUGCUUAAACAACCCGUUAACAUGACGUUGACAAACCAGUACUUCCCUGUCAAGUACUGCAGUCCAAUACAAACACGCGAUAGUUUCAUAUACAUGAUGUUCCAGUCGACCUUCAACUUUACUCUCAUGACACGGACGGAUCAGCAAGUAAUCACUGCGUAUUUCCGUGUCAACUGCAAUCCGGACCAGGCCGUGGACGGAGACGGGUUUCCGAUCCUACAGUCGAUCGGCAAGGAGGAAUAUCCCGGAGUUGUCGAUUGGGAAUAAUUAUUCCGAGAAUCAAACUCAAAUGAGGCCCAAAUCAAGGACGGUCCGGAAUUUAUUUUGAUUAUUCCUUUUUUUUUAUUAAAAGAGUAAAGCAAGCUUGUUUAUAGGAAAGUAUCCCUAUAUGGGAAUUUAGUAUUCCAAGAUUGCCACCUUGACAUUCCCGAAUGGAAACCUGGCAUUCCCGUAUGGAAAUCUGGUAUUCCCAUAUAGGAAUCUGGCAUUCCCUCAUUGAUACCUGAUAUUUCUUUACCAGCAUUUCGAUAAAUGGAACUGGUAUUCCAUAAUGGAAACCUGGUAUUCCCAUAUAGGAAUCUGGCAUUCCCACAUUGAUACCUGAUAUUUCUAUACCAGCAUUUCGAUAAAUGGAACUGGUAUUCCAUAAUGGAAUCCUGGUAUUCCCAUAUAGGAAUCUGGCAUUCCCUCAUGGAAACCUGGCAUUCCCAUAUGGAAAUAUGGUAUUCCCAUAUAGGAAUCUGGCAUUCCGUCAUAAAAACCUGGUAUUCCCAUAUGGAAACCUGAUAUUCAGAUAUAGGAAUCUGGCACUCCUAAAUGGGAACCUGGCAUUCCCAUGUAGGAAUCUGGCAUUCCUAUAUGGAAACCUGGCAUUCCCAAAUGGAAACCUGGUAUUUCCAUAUGGAAACCUGGCAUUCCCAAAUGGAAUCCUGAUAUUCAGAUAUAGGAAUUUGGCACUCCUAAAUGGGAACCUGGCAUUCCUACAUGGGAACAUGAUAUUCGGAUAUAGGAAUCUGGAACUCUUAAAUGGGAACCUGGCAUUCCUAUAUGGGAACCUGAUAUUCAGAUAUAGGAAUCUGGCAUUCCUAUAUGGGAACCUGGCAUUCCUAUAUGGGAACUGGCAUUCCUAUAUGGGAACAUGAUAUUCGGAUAUAGGAAUCUGGCACUCCUAUAUGGGAACUGGCAUUCCUAUAUGGGAACCUGAUAUUCAGAUAUAGGAAUCUGGCAUUCCUAUAUGGGAACUGGCAUUCCUAUAUGGGAACCUGAUAUUCAGAUAUAGGAAUCUGGCAUUCCUAUAUGGGAACUGGCAUUCCUAUAUGGGAACCUGAUACUCAGAUAUAGGAAUCUGGCAUUCCUAAAUGGGAAAUGUGCAUUCCUAUAUGGGAACCUGAUAUUCAGAUAUCUGGCACUCCUAACUAGGAACCUGGCGUUCCUUUAUUGGAACCCGGCAUUCCCAGGCUGUUUCAUAUUGGGAUCAGUGCUCCAAGUGUGCUAAGUUUAGAAAAAAGUCCCUUGAAGAACUAUGCAGCGAGUUGUACAAGUUCAUUCUGCGAAGAUUUGGGGGGGGGGGGUGGG
Molecule: messenger RNA, 2181 nt
Organism: Patiria miniata (bat star)
Lineage: Eukaryota; Metazoa; Echinodermata; Asteroidea; Valvatida; Asterinidae
Product: transmembrane protein 106B-like
Exons: 7
Source: RefSeq, a predicted model, not a curated record